CAUCAAGUGUUAAUUAUUGUGAUUGUCGUCUUUAUCAUAUCAGUUUGUGUAAUUUCAUUUAUCAACUAAAAUCUAAAUAGUUAAGAGUUACGAGUGAACAACUUAACAUUAGCUAACUCUUUGGUGUCGUCGUUGUUUAAAAAAUUGUGUUUCACAAAAAUUAAGCUCAACCCAAUUUUCUUUUAAUUUCCGUCGUAUUUGUGGUAAUAAUAUUUGUAAUUAAAACUUAUGUGGUGCCUGGAUUAUAGAUAUUAUUAAAAAUGGAUACCUUGAGGUUUUAUUUUGUGACCUGGAAUGUGGCUACUAAGUCUCCAGGUCAAGACUUAAAUUCCUUAUUGGAUUUUCCAUCACAAUUUAAUCGAAAUAAACCUUUACCAGAUUUCUAUGUCAUUGGUCUUCAAGAAGUCAAAUCAGCUCCUCAGAACAUGGUAAUGGACAGUUUGUUCACUGACCCAUGGACAUCCACCUUUAAUAAGAUUCUGUGCAGACAAGGCUUUAUCAUUGCAAAGACAAUAAGGCUGCAAGGCAUCUUACUGAUAGUGUACACACAGCUUAAACAUGUUACACAUCUACGAGAUAUUGAAGCUCAGUACACUAAAACUGGAUUUGGAGGACUAUGGGGUAACAAAGGUGCAGUUAGUGUGAGAUUCAAUAUCUAUGGUUGUUCAGUGUGCCUUGUGAACUGUCAUCUUACAGCACAUGAACAUUUACAUCACCAUCGUGUUACUGACUACAAUACUAUAGUAAAUACCCACACAUACCAUGUUAGUGAAACUACCCACAUAUUGUACCAUGACUAUGUGUUCUUCAUUGGUGAUUUGAAUUGCCGUCUUCACCAUCCGCCAGAAGAAAGCCCUUCAGCGGAAGAAAUAGUUGCUGCACUACAAGAGGUAGAAAAAGAUAAAUAUGCAGCGCUACUGAAAUAUGACCAGUUGUAUGGUUCUCAAGAGUUAGAUGAAGCAUUUGUUGAGUUGACAGAACCCGAGAUAAGAUUCCCACCGACCUACAAAUUUAUAAUAGGCACCGAUGAUUAUGAUCUCAAGAGAAAACCAUCAUGGACGGACAGAAUAUUGUACAAAGUUGUACCAAAUAAUUACGAGAACAUAACUCUGAGAGCGGAUUGCAUAAGUUACAAUGACCUACCACAUUAUACCGUUAGUGACCAUAAACCCGUGGUAGCACUGUAUACCAUCAAGGUUCAGAGGCUCUUCACUCGCUCCCUGAUGGCUGAUGUUCCAAGAGUAGCGCGUUCUAUGAUCAGAAUGCGAACCGCUCUCGUCAAGCCUGCUGACACCCCUGAUGAUGAGGCGGGCACUAGCAUAGAUGCUCAUGGAGUAGAUGAAGAUGGUGAAGAUGUAGUUGAUAAUGUAGAAGGCGUAUUUGUCCCAGAAGAGGUGAUGGCAAACUAUACAGAGAAGACGGUGGAAUUCGCACCAGUGGUUAGAAUCUGGUACAUCGGGGACGCGGACUUCAGGACGCAUUGCACUUUGUCACCCGACGUUGAAAUAAACCCCAACGACUGGAUCGGAAUUUACGAUGCUGAUUUCCAUAAUUUAGACGAUUACAUCGCAUACGAAUAUUUAGCUAAAGUAUCGUUGGCACACGAUUCUCCGGAGAGCGGACACCCGCGUACGAUCACGCUGAGCUUCCCCGUGGGCAGCGGCGUGCGCACGCCCGGCUUCUACAGGUUCAUAUACUUCAGCCAGCCUAAUAAUGAAGUCAGGAGUGUCCUCGGUAUAUCGGAUCCUUUCGAGGUGUGCAGCAAAGAGGAUGCCCUGGUGAGUAUCGACCCUUGCGAGCAACCUUCCACCAGCUCCGAGAAGCCGAGCUCCGCCACCACCGACUUGUUCACCGACUUCACCGGCCUCGACGUCGCCAAGCUCUCGCGCCACUUCUCCAACGACCUCAGCAUCGACUGACUAAAGACGUACCUUCCCAGCUCGCCCGCUAGGAAGAAACUCUAAAAGGUAAUCUAAGUGUAAAUGUCUCUUUUCUAGCCCCUUCACUUUUACCGCGUAAAAUUACUAUAUACUAAGGGCCAGUCCUACCAAAUUGUAAAUUGUUUGAUAACAAUUGAACGUGUAAACAACAAAAUGACGUAAUUUUUAAGCUAUCUGGGCUUCUAUCAGCCAGUGGUGGGACAAGCCCUAAAAGUCUUUUUUAGCUGUCGCUUUAAUUUAUCCGCGUAAAAUUUCUAUGCUAAAAACUACUGGACCAAUUUAAAAAAUAAUUGAACCAUUAAGAAUUUAUAUAAUCAGAGUGACAUAAGCUAUAUUUUUUCUACGCUGGCAAAGUCGCGUGAAACAGCUAUUAAAAAUGCAGCCUAUGUUACAGGUAACGUAGCUUCUUAAUGGUGUAAAAUUGAAAUCGGCCCAGUAGUUUUUGAGUUAUUUCAAUACAUACAAAAUACAAAUCUUAACUCUUUAUAAUAUUAGUAUAGAUAUUGAAUAGUUGCUGAAUGUUAAGGCGGGAAUACACAUGCCAGCUAGCACACUUGCAAGCUACUGGCAUGUUUAUUCUUAUAAUAUAGCUGGCAUUCAAGUUGACUCGAAGAGUGAAUUAAAUUUAACAAUGACAUACCUCGUCUAGUACGGUCUAGUGAACUGGCAUGCAAGUUACUAUUCCAUUUAUUGUCAUGUGUAUUCCCGCCCUUAUUUGUUAAUCAUCGGUCUUUGUUAUUCCACUGAAAAUGUAUUUUAAACAUAGUUAAUUCCUGACACAUUGUAUAUUCUACUUUAUACUGACAGUAUAAAGUUCAUUUUUGCUUGCAUCUGAGAUUACAAAUAGCAAUUUCGCUACAUCCAAGUUAGACAUUUUAUAGAUUUUAUGUACUUAUUUAAUGUAACAUUUAGUUAAUUUUGGUCAUUAAAUAUAAAUCAAUGCAAUAAUGAACUUUAUAGUUAUAUACAUAAGUAUUAUAUUUAAUAAGAAUAUUUAGAACUGACAAUGAUGAGCAUUUAGACGGAUGUAGCAAAUAUACAGUACAUUAGAGGGGUCAAAGAACGGUUAGGAUUGAGUUAAAUGGAGUGAAUGAGUCGAAACUAUACUCACUCAAUCAUUCACUCAUUCGUUCACACGCAGUUCAAAUGAACGUUGUCUUUAGGAGUGUACCAUGGCUUUUAGACAAUAAUAAUGUAGGAACAUUUUAAUAAAAUUACAAUAAGAUUAUUUCAGUGAUGUAAUAGUACAAUUAAUAAUAGGUUGAAAGUUAUUGUACAAUUAAUGUUGUUUAUUUUCCUUUGACAUUCGUUUAUAAGUCUUUUUAAAUUACGUGAUAGCUAAGUUUUUUAUAUUGUUUUCAAUUUUUUUUAGUAUGAGAAAUACCACAAAAAAUCCAUUGUAAGAAAAUUAUUCACAAUUAGAAAAAAAACAUCUUUUGUUAUGAAAAUAUUUGUAUAAAAUCUUAGUUUUAAGUAUAUAAAUUGCAAUAUCUUUGCAGUAAUAUCUGUACAAAAACAUAGCUAUUUCACUCACAUGUUAAGUAUAGCAAUAGAAUUAUAUAAUCUAUAUCUAUACUGUUAUAAUAAAGCGUAAACACACACUUCUUUAUUGCCUAAGAUGUCAGCAAUCA
Molecule: messenger RNA, 3571 nt
Organism: Papilio polytes (common Mormon)
Lineage: Eukaryota; Metazoa; Arthropoda; Insecta; Lepidoptera; Papilionidae
Product: inositol polyphosphate 5-phosphatase K-like
Exons: 10
Coding region: 261-1919 (552 amino acids)
Biological process (GO): phosphatidylinositol dephosphorylation
Cellular component (GO): ruffle; plasma membrane; cytoplasm
Molecular function (GO): phosphatidylinositol-4,5-bisphosphate 5-phosphatase activity
Source: RefSeq, a predicted model, not a curated record